GGCGAGGACGUGAGGAAGUGCGGCUACCUGCGGAAGCAGAAGCACGGGCACAAGCGCUACUUCGUCCUGCGGGCCGAGAGCCACCUGGCCCCCGCCCGCCUGGAGUACUACGACAGUGAGAAGAAGUUCAAGAGCAGCCUGCGGGCGGGGGGGGGCGGCGGGGCCCUCUGCUGCCCCCCGCCCAAACGGGUCAUACCUCUGUACCAGUGCUUCACCGUCAGCCGGCGGGCUGAUGCCAAGCACAAGCACAUCAUUGCCUUGUACACCAAGGACGAGUACUUUGCCAUGCUGGCCGAGAACGAGGCUGAGCAGGAGGCCUGGUACGAGGCCAUCAGCGAGCUCAUGAGCCAGAGCAAGAGGGGCUUCCUGGAGCAGGAGGACCACGCUGAUCAGCAGUUGGAUGAGGAUGACGAGCACUAUGGUGCCACCCUGAGACCCGGCACUGUCUUCAAGGAGGUGUGGCAGGUCAAUGUUAAGCCCAAAGGGUUGGGACAAACAAAAAACCUCACUGGGGUUUACAGGUUGUGCCUCUCCAGCAAGGCCAUCCACCUCGUCAAGCUGAACUCAGAGGUGCCCUCUGUCCACUUGCAGCUAAUGAACAUUCGCCGUUGUGGACACUCUGAGAACUUCUUCUUCAUUGAAGUGGGCAGAUCUGCCUCCAUUGGGCCUGGAGAACUCUGGAUGCAAGUGGAUGAUUCGGUGGUUGCCCAGAAUAUGCAUGAAACUUUUCUGGAGACCAUGAAAGCUCUAAAGGCCUUUGCAGAGUUCAGGCCCCGGAGCAAGAGCCAGUCUUCUGGUGGUGGAAGUGGUACUAAUCCUAUUUCCUUCAUCACCACUAGGAGGCACUUGGGCAACCUGCCCCCCAGCCAGACGGGCUUGCAGAGAAGGUCGAGAACUGAGAACGCUGCUGGAGGGACUCCUCCUACCACCAAAAGCAGCAACUCUUACCGCUUCAGAACAUCCAGUGAAGGAGAAGGAACCAUGACCAGACCUUUUAGGUCAGUGACUGGGAGUCUGAUCCACCUGAAUACUGCAAGGAUGAAUUUGGGCCGGCAAGAAGGGAGUGGAAGGUACGUGAGGGCCACUUACAGCUCAUCCUACCACACCAGGUCUGCUUCGCUGCCUGUUUCUCAUUUUCCCUCCACUACAAGUCCCAUCAGUGUUUCUUCCAGUAGUGGCCAUGGCUCUGCUUCGGACAUGCUGACCAGGCCUUCUAGUUCAUCUGUUUGUGGUUCCCCAAGCGAUGGGGGUUUUAUUUCUUCUGAUGAAUAUGGCUCCAGCCCUGGAGAUUUCAGGUACUUCCGGGUUAGGAGUAAUACACCGGAUUCCCUGGGAAACACACCACCCAUCAGAGAGGAGAACUGUCUGAGUGAAUAUAUGUCCAUGAGUAAGCAACAGGCAGAUGACAGCUCAAGGGAUGAUUAUAUGGAGGCUGAAAAAUGUUUCAGGAAAAGAACUUACUCUCUAACAAAACCAACUUCUGUAGCAGUGCAGCAGAAGACAACACAAACCACAGCUUUGUUGGAUGAAGAUUCUGCAGGAAGUCAUGGACGAUUGCUUUACUCUGAAACACCAAAAUCAAAAGAUAACCAUGAAUUGGAGUACAGUGAUGCUAACCUUGAUUCCGUAUGUAACCAAAGUAGGAGUAAAGCCAGGGAUGAUGGAUACAUGCCAAUGAUGCCAGGAGUUGCACCUUCUCUAUCCAGCAACAGUGAUUAUUUGCCAAUGACUCCUAAAAGUAUGUCUGUUCCAAAACAGAUUAACAAUUCAUGGUCACCAUCUCAGGUUGACUCCAGAGGAUAUAUGAUGAUGUUUCCAAAGGCUAGCUCUUCGCCUGUACGAAGUCCUUUAACUGGAUUUAUUUCUAAAGGAAGUAAUGAGAAGAUUGUAAACAAUGAGUACAUGGAUAUGUCACCUGGUAAUUCAGCUCCAAAGCACCCCGGUGAUUCUAAUUAUAUUCACACCACUUCAGUUUCUAAAGGUUUCAGUUCAUAUUUUUCUUUGCCCCGAAGCUUUAAGGCAUUAUCAGGACAAAAUGGUGACCACAGUGAAUAUGUUCCAAUGUCUUCACCUGGAAAACUCUUGUAUGGUGGACCAGAAAACAUAAAAGGGGUCAGCAGUGAAGCUCUGGCUAAUGGCAUCUCUAAACCACCAGUGGUGAAAGGUUCAGAUGAAGGACUUGUGCAGAACAGGGCUACUCGGCCCACAAGGCUCCCCCUAGGUACUAGAGGGAGUAACACUAUCCCCAGAAUGUAUGAUCGUACAGUUCCACCUGAGCCAGCAAGUCCUGGUGAAUACAUAAAUAUUGAUUUUAAUGAAAAGGCAAGUAAUACACCAUAUUCCUUAUCUGCAGAAGGAUCACCAUCAUCUCUAGGCUCAAGCAGUGACCACAGACAGUCUCCGCUUUCUGAUUAUAUGAGCGUUGACUUGGAUGUACAGUCACCAAAAGCAGCAAAGGAACUGUCCAAUUCUUUAACAGAUAUUUCCAUUUAUGCAAGUUCCAGUAUUCCUAGAAACCAACCAAAUCCUGACUACGCCAGGCUCUCAUUUGGCACCGCUUGUGUUAGCACUGCCAGUAACAGGACUGAUGACUACACGGAGAUGACAUUCAACAUGGCAGCAACACCGCCACGGCCAUUUGCCACCGAGGCUGAAGAUGGUGUGAAGAUCGAGAGCCCUUCUUCCAUAGUUAAUAGGCUGUGCAUUGUUGAUCGAUACGCUGGUAGCAGUAGCUUCUCUGUUCCCAAUCCUGAACCUCCUAUGGGACCGAAAGUGAUUCGAGCUGAUCCUCAAGGCAGGAGGAGACACAGUUCUGAAACGUUCUCUUCUGCUGGGACUGUGACCACCUCCUCCUCUUUCUUUACUGACAGUGGCAAAAGACACAGCUCUGCCUCAUUUGAUAAUGUUUGGUUAAAACCGGAUGAAAACAUUUCUGAUGGUCAGGAAAGCAAAAUGUCCCGGGAUACCUCAACUGGAUUUCAGAAUGGCUUAAACUACAUCGCUCUGAAUUUACGCGAUGAUCCUAUAAGCUGUGAGGCAAGUACUACAGCACCAACUUGCCAUCUCCAAAAUGGUACUUCAGGUUUGGACAGUGGAGCCUACGUAAGCAUAGAUUUCAGCAGAUCUGAUGGUCUGAAGUGCAGCGCUGCGAGAAAAGACUGACUGCAUUGCCAUGGAAACCAUUGUGGGAAGAGAAGACUUUUCUGCUGGUAACUCCAGAAACUGUGUGGUGCUUUUGGAAGCAAAGCUCAGCUCCAGCCGGCUACUUUCAUUUCCACCAGCACGGACAUUGACACACAUCCUUUUAAUUAAUUUUUUCAUAGGCAUCAGCUCUCUACAGUUUAAUUCAUUUGAAUUGAGAUUUUUUUCAUAGCUGUGCUUUGGUGAUGGAAUUUGGUCUUUCAUGUCAUAUCUAUUUGGGAGGCAGUGUGAAUGCCAAUAGCAGAUCCCUGUGUGCCCCUUUCUUCCUCCUGCCUCUCCCAUUAAUUUUUUUUUUUUAAUUUAUGUUCUGAGAAGUCAAAGCUAGUUUCUGAUUGUCUGUUUAACAUGGUUUUGCUUCUCUGGUACGUUAACAAGUGGUUAGCUUAAAACAUGUAUUGUUUAGAAAUAUUUUGGCAGUUCAGGAUUUUUUUCAGGUGACUGGGCAGAAGGAAAGAGG
Messenger RNA from Chaetura pelagica (chimney swift), 3658 nucleotides. RefSeq names its product insulin receptor substrate 4 (gene IRS4). The transcript is spliced from 2 exons. The coding region runs from base 286 to 3162 and encodes 958 amino acids. The record is from RefSeq and is a predicted model, not a curated record. Gene Ontology annotation, molecular function: phosphatidylinositol 3-kinase binding; insulin receptor binding. NCBI's taxonomy places the organism in Eukaryota, Metazoa, Chordata, Aves, Apodiformes, Apodidae. Gene Ontology annotation, biological process: insulin receptor signaling pathway. Gene Ontology annotation, cellular component: plasma membrane; cytosol.